AUGGAGCGCCACAAGCAGGCCGUGACCAGGAUAGCCUCCUCGGUUCGGGCCUUCUUUGACCGCAAGGAGCCCUACCGCAUCUUCCACGGCUCGACGAACAGCACCCGUCCCUUCCGUCGCGAUCGCUUCGUGGACAUUAGUGCCCUAAACAAUGUCCUCGAAGUCAACGAGGCUCGACGCAUCGCUCUCGUCGAGCCCAAUGUUCCCAUGGACCGUCUCGUCGAGAAAACCCUCCGACAUGGCCUGAUCCCUCCCGUCGUCAUGGAGUUCCCCGGCAUCACUGCGGGCGGUGGGUACGCAGGCACGGCGGGUGAGAGCUCCAGCUUCAAGCACGGUUUCUUUGACGACACGAUCAACCAGGUCGAGAUGGUCCUGGCCAACGGUGAUGUCGUCAAUGCGAGCCCCACCGAACGUGCAGAUCUCUUCCGAGGCGCCGCCGGUGCUGUCGGCACCCUUGGCAUCACGACUCUUAUCGAGCUGCAGCUCAUCGAAGCGAAAAAGUAUGUCAAGACGACCUACCACCGCACGCGCACCGUGGCCGAGGCUGUCGAGCUCGUCAAAGCCGAGACUCUGAACCCGGAGAACGACUACGUCGACGGCAUCGUCUUCUCCAAGAGCCACGGCGUCGUCGUCACAGGCACCCUGACCGACGACAAGCCGGCCGAGACCAGGCCCCAGACCUUCAGCGGCGCCUGGGACCCCUGGUACUACCUGCACGUCGAGGAGCGCACCAAGGCCGCCGGCACGACCGACGUCUCGGUGCCCGCCGUCGACUUUAUCCCUCUGGCCGAGUACCUCUUCCGCUACGACCGCGGCGGCUUCUGGGUCGGCGCCGCCGCCUUUGACUACUUCCGCCCCGUGCCCUUCAACCGCUUCUUCCGCUGGUUCCUCGACGACUUUCUCCACACGCGCAUGCUCUACCGCGCCCCGCACGGGCAGCGACGAGUCGGCCGCUUCAUGGUUCAGGACCUCGCGCUACCGUACGAGAACGCCGAAAAAAUCAUCGACUACACGACCGAACACACGGGCAUCUGGGCCCUCUGGCUGUGCCCCCUUCAGCAGAACCCGGCGCCCACCUUCCACCCGCAUACGGACAGGCCCGCGCCCGCGGCGGCGCCCGCCGCCGUGGCCGCCCCGGGGGCAGCGUCGCCCCAGCCCAAGGGCAGGCCGAUGCUCAACAUUGGUCUCUGGGGCUUCGGCGCCAAGGAGCCGGCGGCCUUUGUGGCGCAGAACCGCGCCCUCGAGGACAAGCUGCACGCGCUCGGCGGCAUGAAGUGGCUCUACGCGCACCUCUACCAGUCGCGGGACGACUUUUGGCGCACGUACGACGCCGCCUGGUACGACGCCCUGCGCGCCAAGUACGGCGCCGACACGCUGCCGACCGUGUACGACAAGGUCAAGGUCGACGUCAACGCCCGCGCUGAGGAGCUCAAGCAGUGGCGCCAGCGGCUCAAGGCGACGUGGCCGCUUGCCGGCCUCUGGGGCAUCUGGAAGUCGAUCCAGAGCAAGGACUACAAGCUGCAUCGCAAUGCCGAGUGGAAGUUCAACAAGGAGAGAGACGCAUAA
Messenger RNA from Verticillium alfalfae VaMs.102, 1566 nucleotides. RefSeq names its product FAD binding domain-containing protein. Lineage: Eukaryota; Fungi; Ascomycota; Sordariomycetes; Glomerellales; Plectosphaerellaceae. Gene Ontology annotation, biological process: steroid metabolic process. The coding region runs from base 1 to 1566 and encodes 521 amino acids. Gene Ontology annotation, molecular function: Delta24(24-1) sterol reductase activity; FAD binding. Gene Ontology annotation, cellular component: cytoplasm; membrane. The record is from RefSeq and is a predicted model, not a curated record. The transcript has a single exon.